CGUUACAAUGUUAUUUAAUUCCAUACAUUGACGGCGAGUAGAAGUCAUAUAAAUAUUGGACUAUAAUUUGUGUAAGCAGUAACAAUCAUACCACGUCUCAGAACAAAUUCCCACAAAAGAAAAAGUUGACUCAAAAUGGUCUGCAAAGGAUGCAACAACAACUGCCAAUGCUCCACAGCCAAAUGUGGUGACAACUGUGCCUGCAACCAAGAAUGUAACUGUGUCUGCAAGAAUGGACCCAAGGAUCAAUGUUGCUCUAACAAAAAUUAAUAUCCUUUAAAGAUGUAGAAAUAUGUUGAGGGCUUGAGUAAAGCUGAAUUGAAUUAACAUUUGUAUAAGUAAAAUAAAUAUAUAUAUAUAUAAUAAUUUUAUCACAUAAAAUGUUCCCAUAUAAAAUUUAUUGUAAAUCGAAAGAAGAAUGGAAUGUUACCAAAAACAUUUUAAAAAUGGAUUAGAAAAAGAAUAAUUUGAAUAAAAAUACCAAUUGUAAUAUUAA
Musca domestica (house fly) is the source of this 496-nucleotide messenger RNA. Its product is annotated as metallothionein-2. Bases 136 to 270 code for a protein of 44 amino acids. The record is from RefSeq and is a predicted model, not a curated record. Gene Ontology annotation, molecular function: metal ion binding. The transcript has 2 exons. NCBI's taxonomy places the organism in Eukaryota, Metazoa, Arthropoda, Insecta, Diptera, Muscidae.